Messenger RNA from Thamnophis sirtalis, 1539 nucleotides. The record is from RefSeq and is a predicted model, not a curated record. Lineage: Eukaryota; Metazoa; Chordata; Lepidosauria; Squamata; Natricidae.
GGAAAGAUGGUGAAGGAAACGGGCUACUACGACCUGCUGGGCGUCAAGCCCUGUGCCACCAUGGACGAGAUCAAGCGGGCGUACCGGCGCCUGGCACUCAGAUACCACCCGGACAAGAACCCCAGCGAGGGGGAGCGGUUCAAGCAGAUCUCGCAGGCGUACGAGGUCCUCUCCGACCCCAGCAAGAGGUCCGUCUACGACCGAGGAGGGGAGCGGGCCAUGAAGGAGGGCGGCGCAGCCGGGCGGGGCGGCUUUGGGCCCCCGAUGGACAUCUUUGACCUGUUCUUCGGAGGAGGGGGCCGCACGCAGGGCCCCCGGGUGGAGAGGAGAGGCAAGACGGCCGUCCACCUGCUGACCGUCACCCUGGAGGACCUCUACAACGGAGCCACCCGCAAGCUCUCCCUGCAGAAGAACGUCAUCUGCCGGAGCUGUGCGGGCCGUGGCGGCCGGGAGGGCCUGGACGUCCGAUGUCCCAAGUGCCACGGGACUGGCAUGGAGGUCAUUGUCCACCAGCUGGCGCCCAACAUGGUGCACCACAUCCAGGCCAUGUGCUCGCAGUGCCAGGGCCAAGGAGAAUGGGUGCGGCCCCUCGACCGGUGCCUGGCCUGUAACGGCCGGAAGGUCAUCCGGGAGAAGAAGAUUCUCAACGUCCACCUGGACAAAGGCAUGGCCGACCGGCAGAAGAUCACUUUCCACCAGGAGGGGGACCAGGCCCCCGGAUUUGAGCCCGGAGACAUUGUGAUCGUGCUGGACCAGAAGCCGCACCCGGUCUUCCAGCGCAGCGGCAACGACCUCAUCGUCCGGCGGGAGGUGCCGCUGGUGGACGCCCUGUGUGGCUGCAAGCAGGUCAUCCGCACCCUGGACAACCGGAGGCUCCUGGUUUCUACGCGGCCCGGCUGCGUGAUCAAGCCGGGGGACAUCCGGUGCAUUCCGAACGAGGGCAUGCCCGUCUACCGCAGCCCCGGCCAAAAGGGGAGGCUGGUCAUCCACUUCGAGGUGAAAUUCCCGGAGCCCGGCUGGCUGCCCCUCCACCAGCUGCGCCAGUUCCAGUCCUUCUUCCCCCGGCACGAAGAGGUGAUGGCCACGGAGGACAUGGAGGAGGUGGAGCUGCGGGAGUAUUUCCCCCAGCCGGACUUCUCCGGCCGUCGCUUCCAGAACGACAUCUUCCACGAAGGAGACUUCGAUGACCCCCUGCGCCACAACGUCCAGUGCCAGACCUCGUAGCCCGGCGGACGGAGCACCCCCCCCCGUGUGUGUGACCUUGCGGAAGGGGGGGGGGGAAGCCCAGGAUGCCUUAAGAAGCACAAAAGCCGGUGGAUGUCCAGCCAGAGCGGUCAAGCCCCUCCUUUGGCCAAAGGUCUCCAACACUCUGGAGGCCGGCUGCCUCUGAAAACCCCCCGUUUAGCUUAGGGAGUCGGAGCUGCCCCGAAGCCCCCCCAGGAUCUCGGCCUAGAAAUCACCGUCAGAGCCUCAGCCGGAUGUUUCCCCUCCUGUCCACCUGACAGCCAUGGACGAUAAGGCUGGUUCCUCUCUAGGACU